CACAAUAGAAAGCAGCUGGAAAAAUCACUAGAAGAACUUCCUCCAGAUUUUUUGAAACCAUGGCUCAUGUUCCAGAGGAGAAAUUGAAGGUCCCUUAUUGCACUGAAUUACCAGAUGGACUUGAUCAAGGAAAACGUGUGAGGAUCCGAGGUUCAGUGCCCAAGGAUGGUAAAAGCUUCGUUGUGAGUUUCCUGUGUGGUAAGGAUGAAGACGCGGACGCUUUAUUGUUUCUGAUCAAGUUGGAUGAUUCAAGUGAGAUGGCACUGAAAAGCUUCCUGAACAAAAUCCUAAACAAGGAAGAAAAGUAUAGCAAUCUCCCUUUUGCUAAAGGGCAGGAUUUUCAGCUGGAGUUUAUCUUUGAAGAAGAAGGCUUCAAGUGUCUCUCCACAGGACGCGCCGGAGGGACGGGGAACAUCAAGACUCUGGGGGACACCUACCAGUUUGCGGUGGACGUCAGCGACUUCUCCCCGGAGGACAUCAUCAUCACCACCUCCAAAAACCAGAUUGAGGUCCAUGCCGAGAAGCUGGCCUCGGAUGGGACCAUCAUGAAUACCUUCACCCACAAGUGUCAACUGCCAGAGGACAUGGACCCGGCCUCGGUGACCUCCACCUUGGGCCCCGACGGCUCCCUGACGGUCAAGGCCCGCAAGCGCCCGGCCCGACCCCCCGAUCAGCAGCAGACGCUCCAGCAGACGUUCCGGACCGAGAUCAAGAUCUGAGCAACGGGGAUGGGUGGGAUUGUGUGUUUCCUGGUGCGGGUGCGAGUGGGGUUUCCCUUUGUAUAUUUCCGGUGUUGCUGCUGUUGCCGUGUUCCUGCCGACCCCAACCGAGGGUUUUCUGGGGUUGAGAGAGUGUGACUGGCCCAUGGCUGAACCUUGGUCUAGUUCUCUUCUUUGUAUAUAUCGUAGGCAGUCCUAUAAACGAUCCCUGAUA
Molecule: messenger RNA, 933 nt
Organism: Anolis sagrei ordinatus
Lineage: Eukaryota; Metazoa; Chordata; Lepidosauria; Squamata; Anolidae
Source: RefSeq, a predicted model, not a curated record